CAUUAUUAGCGCGCUUAUACACUCCUAUGACGCAGAAGGGUAAAAGCACUAUACCACCAGAGUGUCUAGUUGUAGUUGUUUUAGAUGCAACAUAUCGAUUAGAAGACCAUUAUGAAACUAUUUUUGGAACUUAUUUGAGGCCGAUACUAAAACACCUAAAAGCUCCAUACGUGAGGGAACAGGAGGAUAAAGAAAAGAAAGAAAAAGUGCCCGUUUUGAAGUGUGGUCUCGUUACUUUUGGACAUUAUGAACCUUAUUCAACGAUACCUGUAAAAUCUCAUUAUUUUGAAAGUUUUACGCGGUUCGAUGAGCUAAUAUCUGAAAUAGAGUUUUUAAAUGGGGGCAUAUAUGAAAACGCAGUAGCUGAAGGUUUAGUCGCAGCUCUUGAGAUGUUUGAUUUACAUAAAUCACAAAUGGAAUCCGAUGCACCACAACCGAAAAGACAUUGCAUUCUUGUGUCCAAUAGCCAUCCUUGUCCUGAUCCUGUUCAUCGUAAUAUAAGUAGUAAGUACGAUGAAUUUAAUAUUCAACAAAUAGCAGAAGAGAUGCAGAAGGCAAAGCUAGAAAAACUUGUUGAUAAGGUUAAUCAAGAUGUAGAAGUUCAUAAUGCUACCGAGGUCAUAAUUCCUUCACAUGUCGUAAAGUUGGCUAAUUUCAAACUUACAUUCUCGCAACCAAAUGAAGCGGCAUCUGACAAAAAAAGGAAAUGUGAAACUUCAACAUCAACAAAUGACACAAGCAAUAAUGACAAGUCACCAUCAUCAACUUUGACCAGUUCAUCACCCGAAAGUAAAAGAGUUAAACUCGAAAUACCGGACGAACAAUUGCCUAACUCAACAGUUCAACCAUCGCUACCCACAGAGACCUCAUCUAAUCCAAAAGAAUCUAUGACUAUUGCUAAGUCUAUACAACCACCGUCUUCUAAACCAUCUCAAGCAUCUAAUCCUACAAUUCCAAAAGCUUCUCCUGCUUUGCCAUCAAUAAAUAAUAUACAACCACAAAUGACAAUACCACAAGAUGCGCUCGGACAUGCUGCAAAAACACAACCGUCUGUACAAUCAACGACGCCAAUACAAAUUCAACAUCCUCCUCCCGUAGGUACUGCAUCAAUACAACAACAACCUAUACCAAUUCCAGGCACUCAACCCAUGCGACCUCAAAUGCCCAUGGGACCAAGAAUUCCUGCUGCUGCUAUGAAGGCUCAAUUUCAGGCUCAAUGGAAUGCAAUGUCUCCAGAACAACGUAGUCAAUUCAUAACAAUGGCGCAAGCAGCGGCAGCUAAUAAUACUCAAGCUCUACGCCAAAAUGGACAGCUGCUUAGAACACAAGUAGCAAAUAAUACUACGCAACAAAUUUUAAGGCAACAAAAUCAAUUUUUGCAGAAUGAAUUGGCUGCAAGUCAACAAAAUCUUGCCGAUGCUAUAAUGAGAAGUAAGAUGACUCAAUUGGGGCAAAAUAAUUCAGCUACUCGUGUGACCGUCGGAUCGCAAUCUAUAAAUAAUUUUGUGACGUCACCUUCUGCUGACGCACAAUCCAUAAAUUGUUUUGUGACAUCACCCACCGUUGGAGGAACUGUAAACCCACAAACUUUAGGUACUGCAAGUACUAGUUUUUCUGCGCCAACUCUUAAUAUACCAAACAUACCAACAUCGACGCAAGGUGGACAGAUAUCUACAACGACUGUCGGAACAUCUGUAGGGGUCCAAAUUCCCGCAAAAACUAUAGCUUCUACAAAUCCUAGCUCUAGUGCCUCUUCGAGUAGCAAUGGUGCCCAGAUAUUAGUUGCUAGCACAACCGGUACAUCAGUAGGGCAACCUCCAGCAUCAUUAGGAACAAAUAUUAAUCAAGUUCUCCCGAAUAUGCCUCCGAAGGUAAACGCAUUGUGGAGUGGUCAUAUUGCAUGGUCGGCCAAUAGUCAACAGACUGGACUAAAACGCGAGCUUACUUGUCAUGUGACUGCUUUUCCUGGCAAUCAACGAAAAACUGGUCCAUAUUCUAUAAAUGAUUACAUGAGACAGAUUUGGCCUGAUAAAAUGGAAAUCUCCAGUAUAAAUCUUGCGAAAGACUUUAUGAGAGAUGUUGCAGCUGUACAAAAUCCAAAACCUCAUGUUGUUUCGUUUCUACCAACUCCAAACCCCCAAGCUUCUCAAGCAUCCCAAGACAAUCAUAAUACAUUUAUGGUAUUAAUGCGUAUUUUGGAUAGUAAAAAAUUG
Molecule: messenger RNA, 2213 nt
Organism: Racocetra persica
Lineage: Eukaryota; Fungi; Glomeromycota; Glomeromycetes; Diversisporales; Gigasporaceae
Source: the annotation of a GenBank genome assembly